Messenger RNA from Globicephala melas (long-finned pilot whale), 1832 nucleotides. RefSeq names its product RRAD and GEM like GTPase 2 (gene REM2). NCBI's taxonomy places the organism in Eukaryota, Metazoa, Chordata, Mammalia, Artiodactyla, Delphinidae. Gene Ontology annotation, cellular component: plasma membrane. The record is from RefSeq and is a predicted model, not a curated record. Gene Ontology annotation, molecular function: calcium channel regulator activity; GTPase activity; GTP binding.
AGUGAGGGAGCGGGUGCUGCAAGCCGCCAGGCUGCACACGCACACGCACACGGAUGCACACGGACCUCGACACCGACAUGGACACGGACACAGAAACCACAGCACUCUGCCCCGCCAGCAGCCACCAGGCCUCCCCGCCAGGGACGCCCACACCAGAAGCAGAUGCUACACUGCUGAAGAAGCCAGAGAAACUGUUGGCAGGGUUGGACUGGGGCGGGCCACCCCCUGCCCCGGGGGCCCCCAGACGAAGAGGAAGUAUGCCUGUCCCCUACAAGCACCAGCUGCGGCGGGCCCAGGCUGUAGAUGAACUUGACUGGCCACCUCAAGCCUCAUCCUCUGGCUCCUCUGACUCCCUGGGCUCAGGGGAGGCAGCCCCCACCCAAAAGGAUGGCAUAUUCAAGGUCAUGCUGGUGGGGGAGAGCGGCGUGGGCAAGAGCACCCUAGCAGGCACUUUCGGUGGUCUCCAGGGAGACAGUGCUCACGAGCUGGAGAACCCAGAGGACACCUAUGAGAGACGCAUCAUGGUGGAUAAGGAGGAAGUGACUCUAGUUGUUUAUGACAUCUGGGAACAGGGGGAUGCAGGGGGGUGGCUGCAGGACCACUGCCUUCAGACGGGGGAUGCCUUUCUCAUCGUCUUCUCGGUCACCGAUCGACAAACCUUCUCCAAAGUUCCAGAGACCCUACUACGGCUCAGGGUUGGGAGGCCCCAACAUGACCUGCCUGUCAUCCUCGUUGGAAACAAGAGUGACCUGGCUCGCUCCCGGGAGGUCUCACUGGAGGAGGGCCGCCAUCUGGCAGGGACACUGAGCUGCAAGCACAUCGAGACGUCGGCCGCGCUGCACCACAACACGCGGGAGCUCUUCGAGGGAGCGGUGCGCCAGAUCCGGCUGCGGCGGGGCCCGAACCGCGCUGGGGGCCCGCAGCCCGAGUGGGGCAGGCCCGAGGGCCCCGCGCCGCCCACGCGCCGCGAGAGCCUCACCAAGAAGGCCAAGCGCUUCCUUGCCAACCUGGUGCCGCGCAACACCAAGUUCUUCAAGCAGCGCUCCAGGUCGUGUCACGACCUCUCCGUUCUCUGAGCCGCGGUCGCUAUGGUCACCGCGGUCGCCAUGGUCACCGCGGUCGCCAUGGUCACCGCGGUCGCCAUGGUCACCGCGCCCUCCGCUCGCCCGCUCGCCCCCUCGCCCCGCCCCGCCCCCGUCCGGCUUCCUCUGUGAAGACAGUCUAGGAAACCAGAAACUCCCGGGACGCCCCGGUGUGACUACGGGAGCCGGGCCCCCCGCCCCCGGACCCCGGCAGGCGUCGCCCCACCCGCUCCGCGCGCUCUCCGGUUACCUCCCGGCCUCGGGGCUCCUGGAAGGCGAGGACGCUGACCCGCGGGGGUCGUGCAGCGGCUGUUGGGCGGGGCGGCUUCCGGCGGGCGGGGAGGAAAGUAGUUCUGCGAGGUAUUUUGUUUUUUUGUUAAUUCACGCUUGACCACCUCUCCCGUAAAGAGAUGCUAAAAGCAAGAGCUGGAAAAGUGCUUUGUAAACUCCUUUACAGUUUUCCACCUUUGUACUCAGCGCGAAUAUGCCUCAACUUUAAGAGAUCCUUAAAGGUAAAGACACGGAGCCGCUUCUUUGAGACUUUCCUAAAGCGUCCUGGCUCUGAUCCGCUACACUUGUGCACUUUGCCUUUAAGAAGUUCUUAAAGGCAAGGGCCUGGAAGCGCUGUUCUUCUGAAUUGAUUGUGAUUUACCACAGCACUUCCCCUUUAAGGUUAUUAAGGGGAAGGUGUGCAGAGACUUGCCUGAAGAGCUGAGCGGUGGCAACCCGCCUUUAGCCAGGUCCCAGGAG